Messenger RNA from Tachyglossus aculeatus (Australian echidna), 1746 nucleotides. RefSeq names its product tigger transposable element-derived protein 1-like. Gene Ontology annotation, molecular function: DNA binding. The transcript has 2 exons. The record is from RefSeq and is a predicted model, not a curated record. Bases 1 to 1746 code for a protein of 581 amino acids. Gene Ontology annotation, cellular component: nucleus. Lineage: Eukaryota; Metazoa; Chordata; Mammalia; Monotremata; Tachyglossidae.
AUGAGCGCCGGAGGGUCGGCCCCCGGGCCCGGCGAGGCCAAGAAGAGGAAGUCCAUCAGCCUGGAGCAGAAGUUCGAGGUGAUCAAGCGUUACGAGAGGAACGAGCGGACCUGCGACAUCAUCAGGGCCACGGGGUUCCCGGGCUCCACGCUGCGCACCAUCCGCGCCAACGCGGAGAAGAUCAAGGAGAGCCGCGCCGCCGCCACGCAGCUGAGCGCCCGGCGGAGCGCCAGGGCCCGGCCGCAGAUCAUCGAGCGCAUGGAGAAGCUCCUGAGCGUCUGGAUGGAGGCCCAGACCAAGAGGCGGGCGGCCAUGGUGUUCCUCACCGUCAAGGAGAAGGCGCUGGCCGUCCACGAGGACCUGCGGGCCGGCCAGCCGCGCGAGGAGGCGCCGCCCUUCAGCGCCAGCAGCGGCUGGUUCGCGGGCUUCAAGAACCGCUACGGGCUGCAGAACGUCAGGCUGACGGGGGAGGCCCCCAGCGCCGACGAGGCCGCGGCCGCCGCCUUCCCCGCCGCGCUGAGGGAGGUGGUGGAGGCCGGGGGCUACUCGCCCAAGCAGAUCUUCAACGUGGACGAGACCGGCCUCUUCUGGAAGAGGCUGCCCGCCCGCACGGCCGUGUCCCGGGAGGAGGCCCGCGGGCCCGGCCUCAGGGCGGCCAGGGACCUGGUGACCAUCAUGCUGGGGGCCAACGUCAGCGGGGACUGCAAGCUGAAGCCCGUGCUGGUCUACCACGCCGCCAGGCCGCAGGCCCUGAGGGGCCUGGUGAAGCACUACUUCCCCGUCCACUUCCGCUCCAGCCGGAGGGGCCGCAUCACGGCGGGCAUCUUCUCCGACUACUUCUCCGGCCCCCUGCACGACGAGCUGCGGGCCUACUGCGAGCGGGAGAACGUGGCCUUCAAGAUCCUCCUGGUGGUCGACCACGCGCCGGCCCACCCGGCCGGCCUGGCGGAGCUGUCGGAGAGCAUCCGGGUGGUCUUCCUGCCCCCCAACACGGCGGCGCUGCUGCAGCCCAUGGACCAGGGCGCCAUCGCCGCCUUCAAGGCCUACUACCUGCUCAGGACGUUGGCCAAGCUGAGCGAGGCGACCGGCGGCGACGGGGGGCCGAGCGUGCGGGACUUCUGGAGGAGCUUCAACAUCCGGAACGCCAUCAACCUCAUCGUCCUGGCCUGGGCGGACGUGCCGCCCUCGUGCCUCAACGGCGCGUGGCGCCGGCUGCUGCCCGGCGCCGUGCCGGACCCCAGGGGGUUCGACGAGCAGGCCGCCCUGCUGAGGAACGUCCGCGCCCAGUGCGUCGUCCUCGCCAAGAAGGUGGGCUUCGAGGAGGUGGAGGACGCCGACGUGGAGGAGCUGCUGGAGGCCCGGCGGGAGGAGCCGUCGACGGAGGAGCUGCUGCAGCUGGUGGAGGAGGCGGAGGCGGGGCGCGACGAAGAGGAGGACGCCGAAGAGGCGCCCCAGCACCGGCUCACCAAGGCCGUCCUGUCGGCUUCGCUGCAGCAGAUCGAGAGGGCCCUGCGCAGGCUGGAGCAGCACGACUGCAACGCCGAGCGGAGCGGCAAGAUCAUCAGGGGGGUGAAGAGCGUGCUGACCCCUUACACGAAACUCCUGCGGGAGAAGAGCUGGCAGGCGGAAGACUGGCCGCUGUUAGCGGAGUCCCUCAAAGUUGAGGAAAACGUUUGCCUGCCGUCAAGCGAGAGUAAAUAUCCGUUUACCAACCCGGAAGAGGUUUAUCGGGUGUCCACGGCGUGA